This is a messenger RNA of Monopterus albus (swamp eel), 1745 nucleotides long. It is a transcript of the gene elp5, whose product is annotated as elongator acetyltransferase complex subunit 5. Bases 217 to 1095 code for a protein of 292 amino acids. Gene Ontology annotation, cellular component: elongator holoenzyme complex; cytosol; nucleus. The transcript has 8 exons. Gene Ontology annotation, biological process: tRNA wobble uridine modification. NCBI's taxonomy places the organism in Eukaryota, Metazoa, Chordata, Actinopteri, Synbranchiformes, Synbranchidae. Gene Ontology annotation, molecular function: tRNA binding. The record is from RefSeq and is a predicted model, not a curated record.
AAACAUGCUGAGCUUCUACCGGAGAAAGCAUUUUUUUCUGUAAAAUAUAACUUGCUGUGAUUUUAAUGACAUUUACGCUUUGAAACAUGUUGUUCUUCUGUCAUUAAAUUACCGAGUUCAGAGAUUUCUGUUACGUGGUAUUUACUUUUAUAAAGGUGGUGAAUCCGAAGCAUGCUAACUAGCUGAAACUAUCUGGAGCUUCUACAGUUUAGCACCAUGUUGCAAGGCACUGAUGUAGGAGGGUUUCUUAUAAUACAAGAUUCUGCUACUUACUCUGGUAGACACCUCCUAAACAGCUUCAUCAACGCCGCACUGAACAGGGAGGAAUCUGUCCAUGUCCUUGGUUUUGAGAUCAGUGAGGAAGAGUUGAAAGAUGGAUUGAAAAGAUCACCCAUUCAGAGGCUACACUUUCACAAUGCUUUUAUAGACCCCCUUGGCUGGACUGAUCACCCGAUUUUCACAGUUCACCAGUUCAGUUUGGAGGAACUUGUACGUCUGGUCAAGCAAACAUCUCACCCCAAACCAGCUACCUUGGUAAUUGACUCUCUUUCGUGGAUUUUGAGACAUAUCAGUCCUCCUGCUGUUUGCAAGACUCUUCAGCAACUUAAAAAAGAGGGAGCUGUGAGAGCUGUUAUAGGUCUGCUCCAUGCAGAUAUGCAUCAGAAAGGUACUGUGGGAAGUGUAUGCCAUUUGGCUACUUCAGUCAUCACUGUGGCACCUGGAGUGAAGGGAGAUGCAGCAGUGGCAAAGAUAACAAAGCGCUCAAAAUCGGGGAAGGUUAUGCAAGAUGAGGAGAUUUUUAGCAUCAAAGAGGAUCUUACAGUCAUAGUACAGAGCAAGCCCAACCAUACUGGACCCAAACAGACUGAUUCUGAGGAACAGGAGAUAGAUCCAACAGCUAACUUGACCUUCAACCUUCGUUUAUCUGAGACAGAGCGUAGCGCUAAGGAUAAGCUUGCACUUCCUUUUGUCUUCAGCAAAGAGAAGAAGACCGCUCUGCUCCAUUCUGGGCCGGGUUCAGGACGAAUUCUCUACGAGCCUGAUGCCAACGACGACUAUGACCAGGAGGACCCAGAUGAUGAUCUUGAUGUGUAGGUUUGGCGCAUAAAACCCACUGAAGAUGUCCUCCUUGUUAUUUAAGGCACCAAGUUGCUUUCACUUUCAAAGACUUACACCAUCUCAUGGAGCUUUGAUGAUAUAAAAUAAUGCUAAGAAAAUAAAAUAAAAUAAAUCUAAGAAAUCUGGAUUAUGUUCAUUAAAUGAUAUCUGAGUUUUAAUAAUAUUUUUGAUACCCAGAAUUUGUUUUUUGGAAUUUGAAUACAAUUAUGUUAUUUUCUGUCUGUAAGUGAUUUUAUUAUUUUGUUCAUAAAAAUUAAUGUUGUACAUGUUAUGUGAAAUAUCAUGUGUUAACCAUUUCAUCAAAGUGAGUCAUGUUUAGCAUUGCCAUCCAACUGAAUCUUUACUUAAAGAUUUAUUGCAUUUGUUGCCAAUUUGAAGGUCAGGGCAAAUAAAUAUUAGGGGUCAUAAAAUAAAGUGAAGUGAUAAGACUGAAAAAUCAAUUUCUGGCUUUUCUUAUAAGGUUUGUAAUUUUCUCCUAAUAUACUGGAUACAUUUUCCUUAUUUUCCAGACCCUCUAAAACAAUACAGUCCCAAAAAAGGGUCAUAAAAUGUAAUUAGGGUCUCAAGAAGAUACUGACUCACUGCCAAAUAUUAUUGUAAAUCUGAAAUAAAUCAUUUCAUCUCUG